UUUAGCUUUCGUAGUCAGAAUCGCGGACUGUCCGGGACUGCAAAAGUUAUCUCGCCUCUUUCUCUUUCCUUUUUCUUGGGUUUUCUCGUUUUUCCUUCCUCGAAUUCGAAAGCUCGCAGCAUUUGGUUGCAGAAAGAUCCCUGUUCCGAGCGUUCCGAGCGCGAUUUUCAUCUCCUUUUGGCUUUCGUUCUGUGCCCAGAACCCGCGAGGAGAGCCCGAGGAAGCAGGAAUUUCUCCUCAGUCCGUUCGUCGCGCUUGAUCAUCGUCGUCGUCGUUUCGAAACAAACGAUGCCCGCGAGCGAAGGUUUCUCAGGUGUCUCAAAUUGCUACGUCUUCAAGAGUCGGUUGCAAGAGUAUGCACAAAAAGUGGGACGACCAACUCCAGUCUAUGAGACCAUAAAAGAAGGUCCUUCACAUGAACCUUCAUUCAGAUCAACGGUGAUUGUUAAUGAUGUCAGAUAUGAUUCUUUACCUGGGUUCUUUAAUCGGAAGGCAGCCGAGCAGUCAGCUGCCGAAGUUGCGCUGCUGGAGUUAGCGAAGUCCGGUGAAAUCAGUGACUGCAUUUCUCAACCAGUUCAUGAAACGGGGUUAUGCAAAAACCUUCUUCAGGAAUAUGCACAGAAGAUGAAUUAUGCGAUUCCCCUGUAUGAAUGCCGAAAGGAUGAGGCACCAGGGAGAGUGCCUCUCUUUUCAUGCACUGUUGAGAUUGGAGGAAUUCGUUAUAUUGGUGCCACUGCAAAAACCAAGAAAGAAGCAGAGAUUAAAGCUGCUCGAACAGCUCUUCUUGCCAUACAGUCGAGUACACCCAAAUCAUGUGAGAAACCGAUUACCAACUCUCAGCUGACGGUUGUUCCAUGCAAAAAGAGAGGGACGGAGACGACUACUAAUGCUGAGGACACUGGAAAUCCUCCAAAGGCAAAGAAAGCGCGCUUCAAGAAGAAAUCAUCAAAAAGGAAGCUCUCCGUGGAUAAGUUAGGCAAUAAUCAAAUUCAGAAUACAGGACAUUUGAAUUUUAGGAUCAACAACACUGUUCCAUCUGGAGUCUCAGAAGGUGCAUUUGGAUUGUUGGCGUGGGAAUUGGGGCUCAAUACAAAUGGAAAUGAAAAUGAAAGCUGUGUGGACAUUGCUAAUGUGAAUGCUCCUAAUUUUCAAAUUUUGCAGUGCCCAGCUUCCAAUACCAAUCAAGGUAAUCUUGGCACUCAAGGUACGCUCCUUGUCCCUCAUGGAGAUGCUAGUGCUUUGUCGAGGGAGACAAAUAACAUUUCUGGGGUUGAUGAAGUGGCUUCUGGCUGUGCUAACAUGGAGAACUCAAGUGGCAUUUUUGGGUUUGACUUAUCUGAAGAAACUGUCUGAAAUAUUGCAGAUUGUUAUUAGGAACUAGAUAGUUAUUCAGUGGAAGCUUACUUUUUUAUUCUUUUAAGGAUAGAGCUAUUGUCAUCUUUUGACCGAACAAUUAAGUUAUUAGCAAACUUGGUCUGGAGCCACAUAGGAGCUUUUGUUUUGGGUGCGAAUGCCAAUAUUCUCAACGAGAAGAAAAUUUAGAUGUAUUGCAUGAUCUUGUUAUGUUGAAGUUUCUCUUGAGUUGCGUCUCUCGACUGGGUGAUUCUCAUUUUGUUCUCCUUCUGAAAGAUUUAGAUGUACAAGGCAAUAACGUCUCAAGGUAGAAAUGCACCUUAAAAAGCUCCUGUGAUCUUGAAGCUAUCACGUUGUUCAGGCCUCAAGGUCAAAAGUGAAGGCAUAAUACAUCAUAGUACAUGGACCGUAUAAUACACGAGCAGAAACGUUUCUCUUUUCUUCUGUCCUUUGUGGGUACGAUUCAUAUUUUCUUGUUCCCAGCCGUGCUCUCUUCUUUGAGGGCGUUGGGAAUGUUUUGGAAGUUCUGAUCUCUUCAUUAGUCCAUAGACAUGGAAGAAAUUGACCUGCUAAGUGCGACCCAGAACACGAGUGGCAUUGUCGAGGUUUCUUGUUGCAGAGGUGACACAAAUCUGAACUGCAACAACCGUGCAAUGAAGAGAUGGAGAGACUUGAUCCCCAAAGUGAAGAGCUCAUUGCUCGUUCUCUUCCCGGCAACUCCAAGCAAGUUACCUGCAAAAGUGGAUUUUAAAUGCCGUAAGACAAAUUUUAUCAGGGACUAGUCGAUACAAUAUAGCAGUUCUAAGUGGCCAAAAUGAUAGGAUCACAAUAAUCCCUCUGGAUUGAUUGUUAUGUUUAGUGGUCAUACCGAAGUGCUCUGCAAGCCGCAAGUAACCUUCAGCCUCUUUCUUCUCCAUGGUCUGUUGAGGCCCAUUUAAGCAAAGGCUGAUAAGACUACCCACAAGUAGGCCUGAGAGUGCACAGAGAAUGGUGACUCUGUCAACCCUCUUGUUGAAUUUCAGAGCCAUCAUCAAAUCUCAGAAGCCUGAUCCUCCUCUCUUUUGUCCUUGUCUUUGGCUGGUUUUAGCUGUACUCGAAUCAGCCAAAACGAUGGAGAUUAUAAGCGAGCACACACACUCUCUUGCUUCUUCAAGACCACCAAGAGUCCCAUAUUUAUAGAUGAUGCUGAUGCUUUUGGUCAAAACUGGCUUGAAUUUAAUUAAUGUUUGGUUGUGUUUUGAAGCUUGUUUUGAGAGCUACCAAAUCAUAAGCUGCAGAAAAAUGUACUUGAGGUGCAAGGUGACCCCACCACCAGUUGUGUUA
Eucalyptus grandis is the source of this 2676-nucleotide messenger RNA. RefSeq names its product double-stranded RNA-binding protein 1. NCBI's taxonomy places the organism in Eukaryota, Viridiplantae, Streptophyta, Magnoliopsida, Myrtales, Myrtaceae. The record is from RefSeq and is a predicted model, not a curated record. Gene Ontology annotation, molecular function: double-stranded RNA binding; ribonuclease III activity. Gene Ontology annotation, cellular component: nucleus. Bases 289 to 1353 code for a protein of 354 amino acids. The transcript has 3 exons. Gene Ontology annotation, biological process: rRNA processing; regulation of gene expression.